CAACCCUGCAUUGCUAGAAACUUUCUUUAAGUAGGGGGAGGAGGACAGGGUAAAGCUAUUCCAAGCGAGAAUUCAGGAGCUGGGUCUUCUCAGAAAGCUGCGGCUAGCAUCCGGGUGAGUUCCUCAAAGUUCCUCUACAAGACUCUCAUCUCUUCUCGAAUGAUGGAGCUCGUUCUCGCCCGUUUCUUCCUUUUACUUUGCUUCUCUGUUCCGGCACUCACCGUCUCUUCUUUGAGCCCCGAUGGCCUCCCUCCACUACGCUCGCUCAUGGCUCACUGGACUAACGUGCCCUUCGCUAUAAGCUCUAGCUGGAACUCCUCUGAUCCCACCCCCUGUAAGUGGGUCGGUGUAGAGUGUGACUCUGCUCACAAUGUGGUCUCUCUGAACCUCUCGAGCUAUGGGCUUUCGGGUCGUGUAGGACCUGAAAUCGGGUACUUGACCCACUUGAAUGUCCUCGAUUUUAGUGACAACAAUUUCACCGGUGAGAUUCCGUCUCAGUUGGGAAAUUGUACCCAUCUUCAAUACUUGGACAUGUCCCAAAAUGGGUUCACUGGGGAAAUUAAGGACGACUUGAGCAGGCUUCGGAAUUUGAGCUCCUUGCGCUUGUACUCGAACUCGCUGGCCGGCGAGAUACCUGAGUCAUUGUUUCGAAUUCCAAGUCUAGAGUAUUUGUACCUGUACUCGAACAAUUUGAGUGGUUCCAUUCCUAAGACCGUUGGCGAUAUGAGAGAGGUCUCGGCUCUUUGGUUGUAUGAUAAUCAUUUGUCAGGUGCCAUUCCCGAUUCUAUUGGAAAUUGUAGUAAAUUACAAGAACUCAUUUUGACUGGGAAUGAGCUCGUAGGAGUUUUGCCGCGAACCCUUGGUGCUCUGGAUAACCUCGUUUAUUUAGAUGUUAGUGGGAAUAACUUUGAAGGGAAGAUCCCUUUGGGUUCAGGCCGUUGCGAGAAUUUGGACACUCUGGUCUUGUCAUUCAACAAUUUCAACGGGGGUCUUCCACUGGAAUUGGGCAAUUGCAGCAAUCUAACUACUUUAGCCGCCGUAAGUGCCAACUUGACCGGAAACAUACCGUCUACGUUAGGCCAGCUAGAGAGACUCUCUUUUCUCUAUCUCUCUGAGAAUCAAUUGUCCGGAGAAUUGCCUCCUGAACUUGGCAAGUGCAAGUCCUUGAAAAGCUUGCAAGUGUACUCGAACCAACUUGAAGGGGAUAUCCCUCAGGAAAUCGGCGACAUCAGUGAGCUAGAAGAUCUCCAGUUGUUUGAGAAUCGCUUGAGCGGUGAGAUUCCACUUAGCAUCUGGAAGAUUCCAUCCCUGAAGAACCUUUUGAUCUAUAACAAUUCUCUCUCAGGAGAGCUACCACUGGAGAUAACCGAGCUCAAGAACUUGAAGAACGUUUCUUUGUUCAAUAACCAUUUCUCUGGAGUCAUCCCUCAGAGUUUGGGUAUUAAUAGUAGUUUACUGGCGUUGGAUUUCAUUAAUAACAAGUUCACUGGCCCGAUGCCGCCCCAUCUGUGCUGGGGAAGGAAAUUGGAAGUGAUGAAUCUCGGUGUGAAUCAACUUCAAGGUAGCAUACCCUCUGAUGUAGGAAGCUGUUCGAGUCUGAGGAGGUUGAUCCUAAAAGAAAAUAACUUUACCGGGGUCUUGACAGAAUUUUCAAGGAUACCUAACCUUUUGCUGAUGGAUAUCAGCAAAAACAGCAUCAGUGGGAGCAUCCCCUCUAGCUUGGCUAACUGUAGCAAUCUUACCACCAUCAACUUGUCCACGAACAAACUCACAGGAUUUCUACCUCCGGAGCUAGGGUACCUUACAAACCUUGUCAUGCUAAAUCUCUCUCACAACAAUCUGGAAGGUCCUUUGCCAUCUGAGCUGUCACGCUGUAAAAGAUUGGAAACUUUUGACGUUGGGUUCAAUCUAUUGAAUGGUUCACUUCCGUCAAGUUUGAGGAAUUGGACAAGUUUGUCAACACUCAUUUUGACGAAAAACCGUUUCGACGGAGGCAUUCCACUUUUUUUGAUGGACCUCGGAAAGUUGUUAGAGCUACAAAUGGGCGGGAAUUUGUUAGGAGGUGAAAUUCCCUCUUCGAUUGGAUCACUGAAGAGUCUAACGUAUGCUUUGGAUCUAAGCGAUAACAGAUUAAUGGGGAAACUUCCUUCAGAAAUUGGGAACUUGAUCGUGCUCCAGAGGCUGGAUAUAUCAAACAAUAAUCUUUCUGGAAGUUUAGCAGUCCUCGAAGAACUUGAUUCGUUAAUUGAGCUAAAUGUCUCAUAUAAUCUCUUCACAGGUCCGAUACCAAACCUGAUCCAUUUGAACUCAACUGUGUCUUCUUUUUUGGGAAACUCUGGUCUAUGUGUCAGAUGUCGUCCAUCUGGUUCAGUUACUUGCUCCGGGAGUGGUGGUCUCAGUCCUUGUGACAGUCCAAGAGACCGGAAAAACCUAACAACAGGUGCAACUGUCUUGAUAGCUCUGGCUUCUUCUCUAUUUUCUGUUUUUGUGAUUGUUGGAUUAGUUUUCCUGGUUACUUCGCGCAGAAGGAGACACCAGGAAAAUGAGAUCUCUGUUCAAGAUGGCUCGACUUCUCUGCUAAAUAAAGUGAUGGAAGCUACUGAAAAGCUCAACCAGAGGUAUAUUAUUGGCAGAGGAGCCCAUGGAGUCGUUUUCAAAGCUUCUUUAAGUCCAGACAAAGUUUACGCACUGAAGAAGCUUGCAUUUGGAGCAUAUAAAGGAGGGAAAUCAAGCAUAAUUAGAGAAAUCCAAACGAUGAGAACCUUGAGGCACCGGAACUUGGUCAAAUUGGAAGAUUUUUGGCUGCGAAAGGAUUAUGGCUUCCUUUUGUAUCGCUACAUGGAGAAUGGAAGCCUGCAUGAUGUUUUACAUGAGAAAUGUCCCCGACUGUCCCUAGAAUGGAAUGUCCGGUACAAGAUAGCAGUUGGAACUGCUCAUGGGCUGGCGUAUCUCCACUUUGAUUGCAAUCCUGCCGUGAUUCAUCGGGACAUCAAGCCACAAAACAUACUCCUUGAUUCAGAUAUGGAGCCCCACAUAUCGGAUUUUGGUAUCGCCAAGCUUCUCGAUCAUUCUGCUUCUGCUACACCUUCCAUGGCCGUUGCGGGAACGGUUGGGUACAUGGCACCCGAAAACGCGUUCAUGACGAAAAUGAGCAGGGAAUCUGAUGUGUACAGUUACGGGGUGGUUCUGCUCGAGCUGCUAACGAGGCAAAAAGCGGUGGAUCCCUCAUUUACCGACUCAGACCUUGUAGGUUGGGUGAGGUCGGUUUGGAAUAAUAGCACACAGGAUAUCAAUCAGAUCAUCGAUCCGAGCCUCGCAGAAGAAUUUCUGGAUACCAAUAUCAUGGAACAAGUUGCUGAGGUGCUUUUGGUUGCUUUGAGGUGUAUCGAAAAGGAGCCGAGCAGGAGACCUAACAUGAUGGAUGUUGUUAACCAACUAUUGAAAGCAAAUGUACCCAAGAGAAACAAAGGUAGCUCAGUUUAAUGUGGUAGAUUUUGGUUUUUCAGAUUCAUGUAAUCUUGCGUUUUGAUAGAAGCCGGUAAGACGAUGCAACAAAUGAUGGACGUCGGCACGUUGUCGAGGAAAUAAAAUUUAGCAAAACAGAUUCUCAUC
Syzygium oleosum is the source of this 3612-nucleotide messenger RNA. RefSeq names its product receptor-like protein kinase. The record is from RefSeq and is a predicted model, not a curated record. Gene Ontology annotation, molecular function: protein binding; ATP binding; protein kinase activity. Lineage: Eukaryota; Viridiplantae; Streptophyta; Magnoliopsida; Myrtales; Myrtaceae. The transcript is spliced from 2 exons. The coding region runs from base 160 to 3483 and encodes 1107 amino acids. Gene Ontology annotation, biological process: protein phosphorylation.